AUGUCGCAAGAUUCUGCAAAAGUCAUCCAAUCUGUAAGCAGAUCGCCGAGACAUUUCGCACACCCGAUCCGCUGCCCGAUCCUGCACUACCCGGACGAAUACGGACUCGAAUACGAAGACGUAUUCUUCCCCUCUCUUGACGGCACGCCGCUCGAAGGCUGGUUCCUCCCGUGCAAAAGCUCCAGUCUUUUAGUAAUCUGCAACCAUGUGCUCUGGAUGAACCGCCAGGGCAUUGGUGCAGCCGGCGGCAAUGAUUUUGAAGUGAACUUUAUGCCUGACUACAAACACCUGCAUGACGCCGGAUACAACGUAUUAUGCUACGAUUUGCGCAACCACGGACACUCAGGCACAGCCAACGGCGGAAUCACCGGCAACGGCUACUACGAGUCAAGAGACGUCGCGGCAUCGAUCAACUGGCAUUGUUCAGCAGGUGCCAUCGGCGCCAAUUCGACGAUUGUUGCGGCGGCCAAGUACCCAGAGUACUUUACUGAAAUUAAAUGCAUGGUGGCACCGCAGCCGAUCUCCAUGGGGGCGAUCUAUAAGGCGGUGACGAAGCUACUGGGGAUGCCCGAGAAGCUGCAGGAAAUCGACCGGGACACGCAGCUGAUUAAUGGGUUUACGGCGGACAAAAUGUCGCCGAUUCCGUACGCCAAGGCGGUGACGUGGCCGACACUGCUCUUGCAGAUCUUCAACAGGCUCGGGACGAAAGAAAAGGAACUGCAUUGGAUCCACGGCACCACCAGGCGGUUUGACGGGUACAAGUACCUGCCGGAGCACCCGGAGGUGCUGCUCGGAUGGCUGGACAAGUACAUGAAGUAAG
Linderina pennispora is the source of this 820-nucleotide messenger RNA. RefSeq lists its product as uncharacterized. The record is from RefSeq and is a predicted model, not a curated record. Bases 1 to 819 code for a protein of 272 amino acids. NCBI's taxonomy places the organism in Eukaryota, Fungi, Kickxellomycota, Kickxellomycetes, Kickxellales, Kickxellaceae. The transcript is spliced from 5 exons.